AUGCCCUCUUUUCUUUCUUCUUUCCUCCCGCUGCUGUUUGCGGCUUUUCUGGUUUCUUCGUCAAGAGCCGAUAUUACCACUUCUGCUGUUCUUGAUGGCCAGGGCAGCAGCAGCAGCAGCAACAACAACAGCUGCGAUCCUGUGGAGGGAUAUUACCUCCCUAACGGGGAGGACUAUAGAGGUCAUCUAAACAUCACAGAAAGCGGCAUUCCAUGCCAGAAGUGGAGUGAACAGUAUCCACAUCCCCACGACACCACUGUGCCGGACCCCUUAACGGGGGUGGGGGAUCACAACUACUGCAGAAAUCCAAGCCGACUGGAGCGUCCAGGCUGCUUCACCACAGAUCCAUACGUACGAUACCAAUUCUGUUCUUUAGAGCCUCCGUGUAAUUUUACACCUUCAGAGAGUGUACUACAGUUUGAGCCAAAGUCUGGUACACAUCUUGGAGUAAAUGAACCCAUAACUAUUACAUGUUUUCCACGUCCUUGUAAAGUAUAUUAUACUUUGGAUGGGAAGGAACCUACUACCAUAUCAGCCACAUUAUAUACUCGACCAUUUGUUCUAGAGAAAAAUACAACUGUGAGGGCUUUAGCUUUUUUUAAUUCUCAAAAAACUUUAUUGCGACAAGCUUUUUACUCAGUUCCACAGUCAUUACCUACUCCAAAUGUGUAUUUCACUCCACCUUUUACUAAAAUAUAUUAUGAACCUGUUUUGGUUAUGCUUAAAGGAUACAAAAAGAAUGAUACCAUACUUGUUUUUAGAAAUAAAGAAUUACGUGGAUUUACCUAUGAAGGUCCUUUUUGGUUAAAUGUUAGUACAAAUUUAACGGCUGUAUUAAAUGAAAAAAAUAUUGUGAAAGCUUUUUAUAAUAUUCAGGCAACAGGAACACCUGUAGAAGUUUAUCCUGUCUCUGGAAAGUACAUUGGUGGUGUUUCUUGUUUUGUUUAUCAAUCAAACCCUCAAGCAAAUUACACAAUUUCUAUAAAUAAUUCAAUUUGGAAACCUCUUAAAAAUUCUGUUUUUAUUUUGGAUAGUGUGGGAAAUAAUAGCGUAGCUGUGCGAGCUAUUUAUCUAGGUGGUGUUGUCUCCAUUACUUGGCGAACCUACGAGAUUAUUGAGUCUACCUUACCUUUGUUAAAUCCUUCGCCAGAUGUAAUCUACACUCAUUCUAUACGUGUAACAUGUAAUGAUCCAAUGGGACGAUCAUUAGCGGUAGAUUUUAGUGAAGAAGAAGAACCAAUUUAUAGUGUUCGAUUUGGUACACCUGGUAGUUUCUCUGUUAAUUGCACAUAUAUAGAUAAUCUUCAUCAAAUAAGAACAAGUACUGCAGUCUAUAAACUUCACUCUGUUCCUUUACCUAUGCCACUUUUACUACCAGACUGUGGUCGCGCUUUCCCUAUGAUACCUAUUUUAUUAAACGUAACUAUUUUCCCACCUUUCGAAUCAGAUAAUGAUGAAGAUUUAUCAAGAAUAACGCUCAAUGCCACUGCAACAAAAGCUAUUUUAAAAAAACUUUCAAGUGGUAACCUUUUUUCUCUUGAACCUACCCAACAACCUGCACUAAUGAAUGCAACUGUAACAUUAAUAACAAGUUCUUCUCAUCCUUUAGAAGGUGAUAGUUUGCCCAAUGUCUGCAAUUACGAAUUUUUUCCUCUUGGAAGUUCAUCGACUCCAUCGUUUAUAGGACGUCCUACUUGUAAAGAUAUGGUUAAAUGUAUUGAUACUAUAAAACAGGAAGUUUCCACUUGUUUAUCAUUUUACAGUACAGAUCUUAUUCAUACCUUGAUGGUAGGAGAUUUUGUAUUAAUAAAACUCGUUCGUCUUCCUUAUUCCUUACAAAUGGAAUAUUAUAAUAGAACUAAAAAUUGUCUUCUUGAAGCAUCCCUACAAGAUGUUAUGGAUGAAGCAAGUGGAUUGAUACAAUUGGCACGUUGGUGGGAAGUAAAUACAUCAUCAUUAUCCAAUCUAGUGACAGGUGUAAGAAUAUCAAUUUUAGUGGAUGGGUGGAAUUUAGAUAUGGUUCAUCUUCAUCUCGUACGUAUGGAAUACACAUGCGAAGAUAUCGGUAUUCAUGAAGUAGAUAGAAACAAUACAGGACCCUAUUCCCUUGUAUUAUUUUUCGUUAUUGAUACCCCUGGAGAAUAUAAAUUAUGUGCAUCAGUGGAUGAUACUCUUUAUACAGUACCAUCUAAUGGACCUCUUGUGGUAAAUCCAGUACCAUUUCCGCAAUUAGUCUCAACACCAUGUGGUGGUCGCUCAGAAGUUGGUGCCGUUUCAGUGGUAGCUGAUGUGAUUCCACGGGUUGUGUAUCCACAUAUUUUUUUUUCUAUCGAUUCUGGUAUAUGGUAUGAAACAGUGGCAGGUGCAUUGUUACGUAUCGCAUAUUUAACAACUACUAAAUCCUCUGCUGUAGUAUCUCUUACUGCAGGAAAAUUUAGUGGUUCUUCUACUACUUGUGUAUUUUAUACUUCUAGUGUUGAUGCAUCUGUGAAGUUAUCGUAUAAAUGGGCUGUAGUUUCUAGAUAUGAAGAGCAAAGUAACAUUAUAUUUGUUGUAAAUGGCACAUUUUCCGAAGAUGUUCGUAUCGAGUUUCGUGUUUAUUUACCGAAACAAAAUAAAACUAAUACUUUUUCACUUACAACCAGUAAUGUUGUUUCUUCUUAUGAUUUUUUGAAUGAUGAACCUAUUUUUACAAGUUUGGGAACUACUAUGGAUUCGUUUGCCGUGAUUGAUCAAUUGUUUCACUUUGUUACUAGUGAGGAAGAAUAUCCACUUUCUAUAGUAGUUACAGUGGAUGGCAUUUCAGUAAAUGCGGAUCCGUUAUUAAUAGCUUUAUCACCAUUAGCUGCCGCAAUGUAUUCUUGUAAUAAUUGUACCAGUGGAUGGUGUUUCCGUGAUCGUUGCGUAUGUAUUGGUGAAGUUAAUCAUACAGCACAUUUUUGUACGGACGUGCCUAAACCACCUGUUUCACCUUCCUCUGGAACUUCACAUUUUCUAUUCCUUUGUGCGUUUUUACUCUUGGUGGGAGGAUGCAUUUUGUUUAUAGUGAUAAUUGUCAGACGUGGAACAGCAAGAAAAGGUAAGAUACAAGGAACUGAUAUAACUAUUGAAGCACCAUAG
This is a messenger RNA of Trypanosoma theileri, 3120 nucleotides long. Its product is annotated as putative hepatocyte growth factor-like. NCBI's taxonomy places the organism in Eukaryota, Euglenozoa, Kinetoplastea, Trypanosomatida, Trypanosomatidae. The record is from RefSeq and is a predicted model, not a curated record. Gene Ontology annotation, molecular function: signaling receptor binding; endopeptidase activity. The transcript has a single exon. The coding region runs from base 1 to 3120 and encodes 1039 amino acids.